Trematosphaeria pertusa is the source of this 1540-nucleotide messenger RNA. RefSeq names its product SesB protein. The record is from RefSeq and is a predicted model, not a curated record. The transcript is spliced from 5 exons. NCBI's taxonomy places the organism in Eukaryota, Fungi, Ascomycota, Dothideomycetes, Pleosporales, Trematosphaeriaceae. The coding region runs from base 117 to 1244 and encodes 375 amino acids.
UUCGGACGGCUUUGAAGUGUCAUCGUCCCAUUGGACGCUCAAAACGAUGGAUUCUCUCAUAUCUGGCCGCCGCUUUUCGAGGCAUCCCACGCAUGUAGCCAUCCUCACCGAAAAUCAUGGCAUCCGAAGGGGACAAUUCUGCCAAACUCGUGCCUGACGGCUUGAACGAGCUGUGGGAUGCAGGCGAAAAGGCAACCGUGGAUAUCGUGUUCGUCCACGGUCUUCGGGGCCAUCCGCAAAGGACAUGGGAGGCCUUCGAUGCUAGCGAUGGAGAGCGCGUCUUCUGGCCAAAAGAAAUCCUACCCUCGACUAUACCGGAGAGCCGCAUCUUCAGCUUUGGGUAUCCGACGGACUUUGCAACCUUCUAUCCGAUGCUGAAGUCUGAUCUGAUACCUCAUACGGGCAUUGACGACAAUUCGACUUCGUUGCUCGUUAAACUCGGCAAUUGGAGGAGAGAGACGAGCACCUCAGGUCGACCUAUCGUCUUCGUAGCCCAUUCACUUGGAGGACUGGUUGUCGCGAAUGGUCUCGCCAGCGCCGCCGGGUCUAAUGAGCAGCGACAGGAAGUUGUGAACAGCACAUGCGGCACUAUCUUCUUGGGGACCCCGUUCAAAGGCUCCGACAAAGCUGCUUGGGCCAUUCUUGCGGAGAGGUUUCUAGGUCUCUUUGGCGAUAGCAACGACCAAACAGUCAAGGAUCUCGACAAGAAAUCAACGAAGCUGCAGCAAAUCAGCACCGAGUUCCACAUAGCACUGCAGCAACGGUACGACGUCAAGGGGGUGAAUCCGAUUCAAGUGGCCUGUUUCUUCGAGACCAAAUCGACAACGAAGACGUUCUGGAAGAAGAAGAGGGAUUUGGGCACCAUUGUGACGAAGCAGUCUGCAACCAUCUCUGGGUUCCGCCCCAUGGCCCUAAAUGCAGACCACUGUGCCAUGUGCAGAUUCGCGGACCCCCAGGCCACUGGUUACGUUGAUGUUACCAACACGAUGAAGAUGAUGAUAGAGAAUUGUGGCAAGAAGACGGCAGACCGCGAGAACGGGAGGGUCAACAUCACUCUUGGAAACGUAAAGCAAGGCGAUGGAGUGCUUAAUUACGGAGCCAUCGCUGGCCACAUGGUCGGCACCGUGAAGGACGCAGCCAAGAUAAGUGUGUCGCAUACCUUCACUUCUUUCGGAAACGGGUCUUCAGCUGGAGAAGCGGCUAUGAAGGUCUGGAUGCAGAAGCAUGGCGGACAAGAUGCUUAGAUUGGCGGUCGGGCAGAUACCCCAAUUGCCGCAAGCCGGGUGUCGCGUUACGCCAAACCAGGCGAAGCAGUGCAGCUCUUCUCGUGAACCAGCUCGGCUCAGAUGGGAAUCUUCACAUCGCAUUUGCUCCUCUCAUUUUGAGUAAUUCAGAACGAAUCCUCUAGCACUUAGAGAUCCGAUGCCGUACUCAGCCCGCGCAUAGCCCGCCUGCCGGAGGCCCUUCAGCUCACGGCAGCAUGCAAUGGGCGUGCAUCGAACCAUGUCGCAUUGUACGAGCCUCGAUAAGCGGCCGCAGA